Cherax quadricarinatus is the source of this 7576-nucleotide messenger RNA. The record is from RefSeq and is a predicted model, not a curated record. Lineage: Eukaryota; Metazoa; Arthropoda; Malacostraca; Decapoda; Parastacidae.
AUGUGGCGACUGGAGGUUCGACACAACGCGCUGCUCGACGUCCCUGAGAAAGCUUUCUUUGGCGUCGAGCGGUCACUGUCGGAGCUUGAUCUGCAGUAUAACGACCUCAUUCGACUCCCCAGAGACGCCCUCAGGAGGCUACGCAAGCUGAAAACGCUCGACCUCACAGGUAACUAUAUCUCUGACCUGACGGUUGAGGACUUCGAAGGCUACGAAACCUCGCUACAGACACUGGUGCUGGCUGAGAACUCCCUCACCACACUGCCGGGAGCCAUCUUCAAGACGCUGGAGAACCUCAGAACCAUCAACCUCAGAGGAAACAACAUUAUGACUAUCAACACCAGGGCUUUCCACGGAUCGACGAGCCAGCUGGCGCACAUCAACCUGGGCAACAAUUUGCUUCCUGCCAUUCCCUUUGAGGCUAUGGCCGAAGUGCGCAAUCUACAGACUCUCAACCUGGAGAGAAACCGCAUAUCCCAUACCUUCGAAGUCCUCUUCACCGGUUCUCUUUUCUUAGAUACGCUAGUUCUCGACUUCAAUCAAAUCGAGACACUUCCUCCAUACUCCUUUCAGAACUUCGGGACUGUGAAUCGUACUUCCCUCAGAGGAAACCCGCUUACUCAUAUCAGCGAUGACGCUUUUAAAGACGCUAAAAUCAAAGAACUCUAUCUCCACGAUUCUGAUUUGUGGAGCAUUUCGGAUAAUGCCUUCCGGGGCCUAGAGUCAACGCUUCAGAUGCUCGACCUUAGCUACAAUAAUCUGUCUUUCAUUCCCCCUCAGGCCUUCGACAGACUUGACACCCUCCGCUCCCUCUCUCUCAGCAAUAACAAAAUCUCUCUAGAUCCAGCUGAGGCCUUCAACGGGUUCCGUUACACUUUGCAGUACCUCAACCUCCUGGGAGACAAUAUGGGUCCCAUUCCAAUGGAUAAGCUAAAAGAGAUGAGGAACGUCCGGACUCUUGGCUUGAGCACUCUUCCAGAUAAGUCCCUCUCCAAGGAAGACUUCAAAGGCUUCGGUCCAGCCGUCGAGAAGCUCUACCUCAUGAAAAAUGGCAUCACUGGAAUCUCCAGCAAUGCUUUUGAGCACGUCCCUGGGGUUAAGAUCUUGGACCUCUCGAACAACAGAAUUGUAUCAUUUGACAACGAUGCCUUCGGCAACAUCGGAGGAGGACUAGAAGAACUUCGUUUCAGCUCGGGGCUGUUGAUGAGUCAGCUGCCAUCCCAGCCCAUGCAAGCCUUGGUCAACCUACGAGAACUUGAUCUCAGUAACAACGCCCUCACGAAGGUCAGCGGCGAGUGUUUCCGCACCAUGAGACAACUUAGAAACCUCAACAUUCAGGAUAACAAGAUUGAUUCCCUUAGUCGUAACCAUUUCGAAGGUCAAUUUCACCCCUAUCUCGAGUCCAUCCAGCUCUCUUUCAAUUCCAUCAAGAAGAUCAAGCCUCAGACAUUUCAUGAUUACAGGAACUUGAAGUAUCUUUACCUAGAUGAUAACCAAAUCAAUAUAAUUCAGAAUUCUGGUUUCUCAAACUUAGAGAGCCUGGAACAUCUUGAUCUAGAAGGUAACAACAUCAAACUUUUAGAAUACGAGGCCUUCCAAAAUCUUCCGAAGCUCCGUUACCUCGAUCUCUCCUUUAACGAGAUGGACAAUUUGAAUCUAGAUGCCUUCGAACAAGUGGGAACACUCUCCACAUUGACCAUCGAUGCCAGCCACAACUGCAUUCCCAACCUGAAGACAAACGGCUCUAAGUGGAACUCCUACUCUAGCAUCAAGAUGAUUGACUUCAGCCAUAAUAACAUCAGCUGGAUUUCCGGUGAUUAUUUUGAAUCGGUGAGAUCUUCCAUUGUGCACCUUUGGUUCCACCACAAUAACUUGAGGAAUAUCAGCGCCAGCGUCUUCUCCAACUUCACUCAGCUUCAGCUCCUGGACUUCGCCCACAAUCACAUCAAAGAGAUCGACCACGAAGCCUUUCGAGAUACCCGUCGUCUGCAAUACAUAAAUCUUCGUCAAAAUAACUUGGUCGACCUACCCUCAACGCUCUUCGAGAACCACCAUCGUCUGCGUCACUUCGAAGUGUCUUUUAAUGAGCUUCGCAGCAUUCCCGACGGCCUCUUCAAGUCUGCGCCGCUGGAGAUCUUCCGAGCUCGCAAUAACCGCUUCACCAAGUUUCCCGACACCAGCCUCCAACGAUGCGCAGACAACAUCCGGGUAAUUGACAUAGCCUACAACGAGAUCUCAUCCCUAACGGAUUCCAUGUUGGGCCGCUUCGACAACCUGGUGUUUCUCGACGUCUCCCACAACCAUAUAAAGAGCCUCGAAUCUCAAGCAUUCCGAGGAACUUGGCACCUCACAGUGCUGGAUGUAUCACAUAACCCCGUCAAGGAUAUGCAGGGAUACAUCUUCGACGGUCUUCAGGAGUCCUUGAUGAACCUGAGUGUAGCCAACACCUCCAUCAGCGCCGUGCCUGACUUCGACCUACCUCGCCUCAUGCAUCUCAAUAUCUCUCACAACAUCCUUACCUUCCUUCCCUCCGUCACCAUGGCCAAUCUCUCUUCCAUCAGAGUACUGGACAUUUCCUACAAUGAGUUGCCGGUGCCGGCCAACAAUGCCUGGCAGAUGUUGCCUCGUCUUAGGGAACUCUACAUGCCUAGGAACCCAAUCAGAACACUUACCAACGACUCCUUCAUAGGACUGGAGAGACUUGAAGUGCUCGACAUUAGAGAUUUCCCACUCCAGGUGUUUGAGGCUGGCUGCUUCGUUUCACUAACAUCACUGCGCCGUCUCUACAUGACAACUCACCCCAACAUGCCAAAGUUCAACCUGGCCCAAGCCCUACAUAACGUGCCUUCGUUGCAGGAACUCAACCUCGAGAAAAGAAAAAAAGAGAGAAAAAUCCUGACGGUAUUUGAUUCUAUGGGUUUCCUGCAGGAGCUGAGAGCCCGGGAGCUACAGCUCACCUUCUACCAGACCAGAAUGGAAGAAGUCCCCAGUGAUGUCUUCAGAAAUCUGGGCAGAGUCAAGUUUGUGGCGGUAUCAGCGGUGAACAACACAAUGAAGAAGCUAGGUGAGCCGUCAAGCACGGGCUACCCAGGGGAACCCCACUCAGUCUUCCUCACUGACCUACGUAUGCAUAACAACAAGUGGAACUGCGACUGUGGCAUUGGAUGGAUCGAGGGAUGGUUGAAAAAGUGGCGCCAGUCUGUGUGUGUGGACAAAGGCCGCCUGGAAGAGUACCUCCACUGCCAGGACACAGUUCACCGCCUCCGUCAGACUCCCUGCAGCAACAAGAAGGACAAGUCCAUCAUGGAGGCCCUUAAAACAGACCUUGAGUGCGGGUCUACGGGCGCUGCUUCCUAUGUAACUCCAUCGUCCUUCCUGUCUCUGCUGCUGGCGUCUCAUUUCGUCCUGAGGACGCCUUAACUGCCAGGAGGCGCAGACGGGCAGGGCCUGAAUACGUCGGUCUUGCGUCCAGGGGUGUUUUUUAGUCAGGUUACUUAGUUAAGAGUCCCCUUUUCAUGUCGAGUAUGCAUUGUAGGCGCGGGCAACAUACUCAGGUAAAGACUGAGCAGCCGAAGAACACCUAGGGUGUGAAUCAGUGACUGGAGAACACCAGGAUCAUGACCCAGUGACUGGAGAACACUAGGAACAUGACCCAGCGACUGAAAAACAUCACAAACGUGACCCAGCGACUGAAGACCACCAGAAACAUGACUCAGUAACUGGAGAACACCCAGCGACUGCGGAGCACCAGGAACAUGACCCAGUGACUGAAGAAUACUAGGAACAAAACACAGCGAUUGGAGAGCACCAGGAACAUGACCCAACGCAUGUUGAAGGCCAUCAAAUGACACCCCCAAAAACAGAAUCAAAGCAGCAACACCAGGUGCAGAACACACCGAGCAUUAAAAAUAGGUUGGACUCGUAUAUGAUAAAAGGGGUUGGAUUAAAGAAGGCCUACUGCAAUGUUCCUCCAUCGUAAUACUCUUACGUGUCUUCAAGUUCUGUCAAACACAAGCAUAAUAGUCGUGUUGUACAUGAAUGGUAUACAUUACCGACAAGAUGAAAAUUAGACACACGCGCAACAUCUGGGUAUCUUUAUUGUAGACGUUUCGCCAACCAGUGACUUUAUCAAUACAAAUUCAUGGACACAAUUGGAAGAAAGUUUUUCUUUUUCGGGCCACCCUGCCCUGGUGGGAAUCGGCCAGUGUGAUAAUAAAAAAAAAUAAAAAAAUUGGAAGACAGUAGAACUAUAUACAAAAGAUGAGGUAAUAGUCCCUCGACCUUGGAAUUGAAGAGCCGAUAUCGUAGUCGUGAGUCUGAAGACAAAGAUACCCAGAUGUUGCACAUGUCUAAUUUUCAUGAUAGGCGUGUUGUUCUCACACCAUGGAAAGACUCAAGUUAAUAUGGAAGAUGAACUCUCAAAGAUCAGUGUUACGUUCUUCCAGAAUGGAGGACUGGAACGCCACUUCUGGAAGCGCACUCGACAAGUCUGACAACAGAGAAACAAAGGCAAAACUAAUGACGAAGUUACCUCAUCCCGUCCAACUUUGGAAAUGUUAAAAGCACAUCCGAAAACAAUGACUGUGUGCAGGAGACAAAUCAACCGAUGAGAUGAAAAGAACAGAACAAGAAUGGCCUAUUGGCCUUGUAUGGGCCAGUAAGCCUUCUGCAGUGCUCAUUCUUGUGUUCUUUAACGACUCGCAUAUUUUAAUCUAAACGAACAGAUCACUCUAUUUGAUCAGUCACUAUGAAGUGCGUGGUCAUACUACCCACCUUCCCCCAACAUGAUGUGAGUUUUCCGACCAAACUACAAUAUAGACCUAAUAAGAUCAUACAUGCAUUAGGUCUCUCUACCAAACCACUGUAUAGAGCAAAGAUGGGCAGUUAUUUUGACUGGCGAGCCACGUCACCUGCUUAAACAAGCUUUACGGAACACUUUUGUUGAUAAAUUGUUAUUGUUUUAUUUAAUAAGGUCGACUACGCCGUUGUUGGAGGUGAAGUGUUGAGACCAGACUACUGUACAGAGCCUAGUCAUCUCUCAUGCAGUGUGAAGACCAGACCACUGUACAGAGCCUAGUCAUCUCUCAUGCAGUGUGAAGACCAGACCACUGUACAGAGCCUAGUCAUCUCUCAUGCAGUGUGAAGACCAGACCACUGUACAGAACCUAGUCAUCUCUCAUGCAGUGUGAAGACCAGACCAUUGUACAGAGCCUAGUAUCUCUCAUUCAGUGUGAAGACCAGACCACUGUACAGAGCCUAGUAUCUCUCAUUCAGUGUGAAGACCAGACCACUGUACAGAGCCUAGUCAUCUCUCAUGCAGUGUGAAGACCAGACCAUUGUACAGAGCCUAGUCAUCUCUCAUGCAGUGUGAAGACCAGACCACUGUACAGAGCCUAGUAUCUCUCAUUCAGUGUGAAGACCAGACCACUGUACAAAGCCUAGUCAUCUCUCAUGCAGUGUGAAGACCAGACCACUAUAUAGAGCCUAGUCAUCUCUCAUGCAGUGUGAAGACCAGACACUGUACAAAGCCUAGUCAGCCCCGGCCUACUGGAGUUUCAGCUGGAUACUACUUAAUAAUGAAGUUCACUUAGCAGAUGUUCAUGUGUUAUCUGUUAUGAGUAGUGAUAAUGAUUCUCGUUGAUAAAUUAGACACAUGUGCAGCUCUUGGGUAUCUUUAUUGAGGAAACGUUUCGCCACACAGUGGCUUCAUCAGUCCAUACAAAGGAGAAUCUUGAAGAACAGGAGGAGAAUGAGGUAAUCAGUCCCUCAACCUUGAGUCGAUGUGGUCAGUCCAUCAAUCUUGAAUAGAAUACGGCAUAAGUGCGGAGAAGGAGCUUAUAAACCCUAGGCAGGAGAGGUGCAGCAGUCAUAGGUGGUGUCACAUUUGUAUGGACUGAUAAGCCACUGUGUGGCGAAACGUUUCCUCAAUAAAGAUACCCAAGAGUUGCACAUGUGUCUAAUUUAUCAACGUGUCGGUUCUCUGAACCAUUGAUCUACGAUAAUGAUUCUCCUAGUGAGGAGCAGUGUUCAUUCUCUCUUCCACUGUCUCUUCCUCCUCUCCCACACUUCUUUUUUCUUCCUCCUCCUCCAAUAUCUUCGCAUUUCCAUCGUAUAUUUUCGUUUCCCUUCAUUGAGGAAUUAAAUUCAACCUAAGACUAAAAAAUAUUCCAAGGAAUCAUGUAUAUAUAUAUAUAUAUAUAUAUAUAUAUAUAUAUAUAUAUAUAUAUAUAUAUACAUACAUUCAGCAUAUAGAUCAUGUUUUUCAUAAGGAUCAGAAUCCUGAAGAUUGGAGUCAGAUUCUCAACCUUAAAGUCGCAGUUUAUAAUAAUGAUGAUAAAAGCCUAGUCACGUCUAGCCUAGUCUUCCCAGCAGGACACCUAUCAUAAGUACGGUGAUCACGGUAUGUUAUUGUGAGAAAUUCGUCUUUAUUGUCCCGUGUUGAUUCCCGCCACAUGAGAGCUGUAUUAUAAAUAACUCGUAUGACUAAUGUUGACUGAAAUAUAAUUUGACUAUUUUUUGUGAUGAUUUGGACGUAAACUGAGUAAUUAUUUUAGCGACUUUCAGUAUGUGUAUCUUAACCAUUUGACGAAACGUCCUAUAUUUUGAGACCUGUUUUUACUCUUCCUAUUUUGAAAGUAGAUUCAUUUUGACCAGUUGUUUUAUGUAUAUUAAGACACCAGCUACCCCCCCCCCAGUGUAUAGAAGAUAUAUUUAGGAUUUCUAUAAUGUUGUCAUAAGAUGUAUACUGAAUGAAUCGUGUUAUUGAACCCAGCCAUACAUUAUCACUGUCGUGAAUGACAGGAAUUUGUUUGUCUCAGUGUCUUACAAGAGAGAUGUGUAGGGUAAGUGAGUGAGUAAGUUAAGUGAAUAACUGCUGAGUAACACUUGAAUAUUAUAGAAGGUAGUGUAGGAGAAUACUUGUGUAUACCUCCCUCAAACACCCAUCUUCAUAUUACAUGUACACACAUACACACACACAUAUACACACACACAUACACACACACACACACACACACACACACACACACACACACACACACACACACACACACACGCACACGCACACGCACACGCACACACACACACACACACACACACACACACACAUAAACUGAUACAAACCUCCCACAGGAGCUGUGAAUCGACCCCUGCAACCACAAUUAGGUGAGUACACACUCAUACAACUCCACUCCUCACACAUGCUCAUACAACACACACACACACACAACACACACACCCACACUCACACAACUCUACACACACUCAUACAACCCCCUCCACACAUACACAACCCCACACACUCAUACAACUCUACACACACUCAUACAGCCCCCUCCACACACUCAUACAACCCCCUCCACACACUCAUACAGCCCCCUCCACACAUACCCUACCUCUUCAGUCCUCUACAUCCCACCCUUCCCUACCUCCUGCCGUUCCUCUCCAUCUCUCCCUUCACAUUCCCUCCCUCUAAGAGUGACACACCUCUCGGCAUUUAAAGUUACCUGAGAACAAUUUACCGUUAGCCAUCUUUUUACCUCAUUUAUUCGUGGAUAGAAAUAAACUGUAUGAUACA